UAAUUCGUAUUAGAUACCUCUUCAGGUUGUGGAAACAGUUCUAAAAACUCAUGAUCACAUAAUUGAUGAUGCCAUCAAGAGUCUUCAUGCUCUUUGCCUCGGUGACGACUCUGCAAGAAAUGAAUCGGCAAUCCUUAGCUCAUUGAUCCAAUCAAAUGACACUACUGCUGAAGAUGGUAUCAAUGCGCAAGUAUCUGAUCAGAAUGAUGGUUUGACUGAACCUGGAGUACCUCAAAAUGUUUCCUGGAUAGAUUAUUUUGUACAAGAAAUGAAGAGUGCGUUAAAUUGGAAUGAUGUACGCAAUCGCACCAUAAAUGCCCUUGAAGCUUUCCAUAAAAGUGCUAUUGACCAAUUUGCCACAUCAAAAGAGCAGCAGGAGAUUGCUUCUCUUAAAGAACAACUGCAAUGUUUGUCGAGAGAGAAUGAUAUCUUGAAGAAAGCUGUUUCACUUCAGCAUCAAAAAAAUUUGGAAAACGAGGAGAAGCUGAAGGAAGUGCAAGAAUUGAAGCAUAUCAUAAGCCAGUGCCAAGAGCAAAUUAGGACAUUGGAGAUGAACAACUACUCAUUGCAAGUUCAUCUGCGAAGAGCACAGGAAUCCAGCUCUAUUCCUGGUCGUUUCCACCCAGAUGUAUUCUAAAAGCUUCUUUCGAAGCCUCUGUAAUUAUGUUUUUGGCGAUUGAGCUUGAACUCUCGCCGCAGAAAUGGCAAGGAGAUUUAGCGUCUGAUGUGUAGCCUGAGCGAUUUCUCUCCAAUGAGGCAAGUUAGCCAUAACAAAGUCCCACGCUCAUUAUAAGUGGAGACAUGGCUUAUUAGUUUUACUAUUUUUAUUCAGUGUAAAAUUAUCUGAUGUGAAAGAACACGCACGGUGUAAUAGCUAGUGUCUCAUCCUUGUGUUUGAAUGCAGUUUUCCUUUAUGCUCUUUUUUAC
Asparagus officinalis (garden asparagus) is the source of this 927-nucleotide messenger RNA. RefSeq lists its product as uncharacterized. The record is from RefSeq and is a predicted model, not a curated record. Lineage: Eukaryota; Viridiplantae; Streptophyta; Magnoliopsida; Asparagales; Asparagaceae. The transcript has 4 exons. The coding region runs from base 269 to 637 and encodes 122 amino acids.